This is a messenger RNA of Cucurbita maxima (winter squash), 1333 nucleotides long. RefSeq names its product transcription factor MYBS1-like. The record is from RefSeq and is a predicted model, not a curated record. Lineage: Eukaryota; Viridiplantae; Streptophyta; Magnoliopsida; Cucurbitales; Cucurbitaceae. The transcript is spliced from 2 exons. Bases 89 to 1021 code for a protein of 310 amino acids. Gene Ontology annotation, molecular function: DNA binding.
UCCCUUUUAUCUUUUGGCUCAAACCAGACUCUUCCCCCAGAAAACUAAACACAAUUUCCCCUCUGGUUUUAAAUAACAUCACUGCACCAUGUCAACUGGAUCAGCUACUACCUGGACUAAAGAAGAAGAUAAAGCGUUUGAAAACGCCAUAGCCACGCGUUGGGCUGGAGAAUUGGAAGGGAAUAAAACCUCAGAAGAGAUGUGGGAAAACAUUGCUUCAAUGGUUCCAACCAAGAACAUGGAAGACUUGAAACAGCACUACCAAAUGCUGGUGGAAGACGUCGGUGCUAUCGAGUCCGGCCAAAUUCCUAUUCCCAACUAUGAUUCUGUUGCAGAAGAAGCAACUAAAGCCUCUACCAAGGCGAAGGAUCAUUAUCUUCAUCCUCAUGGAGCUACUGGUUCUGAUAGUAAUAAAAUACCCAAUUCUGGUUUUGGAAGUGGGUUUUCUAGGCUCUCCCACGAUUCAUCUGCCCAAGCCACAAAGGGUGGAUCCAGGUCUGAACAAGAAAGAAAGAAAGGGAUCCCAUGGACAGAGGAAGAACACAGGUUAUUUCUACUGGGUCUAGACAAGUUUGGGAAAGGGGAUUGGAGAAGCAUUUCAAGAAACUUCGUUAUAUCCAGGACACCGACACAAGUGGCCAGUCAUGCACAGAAAUAUUUCAUACGAUUGAACUCAAUGAACAGAGAUAGAAGAAGAUCAAGUAUUCAUGACAUAACCUCAGUUAAUAAUGGCGGUGGUGACGUCAUGUCCCAUCAAUCUCCGAUCACCGGCCACCAGACAAACGGCCCUAACCAGAGUAAUCCGCCGGCUUUGGGGCCACCAGGGAAGCACGGGCCUCAGCAGCAUCUGCCCGGAAUCGGCAUGUACGGGGCACCUGUUGGACAUCCAGUGGCGGCUCGUCCAGGGCACAUGGCAUCGGCGGUUGGCACUCCAGUGAUGCUUCCUCAUGGAAUCCAUCCCCACCCUCCUUAUGUCAUGCCACUUGCUUAUCCAAUGGCACCUCCACCCUUGCAUCAAUGACGAUUCUUUUUUCCUUUUUCUAGUCAGAUUUUUGGAUUCACGGAUCAAAAUAAGAAAUUUGAGGCAUAACAAAGAAGAAAAAAAGGUAAAGUUUACAUUUCAACUUUUCCUUUCGCUUAUGAUCCAUCAGGCCGUAUNAUGACGAGUAUAUACCAAUAUAAAAAUAUAACGAGACCUGAAAAGUCGCCCUUUUUCAGCAUUUCAAGGACGAAUAUAUGAAUAUGAAAUCCAAUUUUUAUUCACCCAUGUUUAUGACAGUACAACUGCAAUGAAGUAUGAGCAUUAAUCGAGGGCGCUAAGGAUCCAUUAGCU